UUUGGGCACCUUUACUUAUAUGAAAAUUGUUUUUUGUUUUGUUCUGCCCAGAAAAUUUUCAAAUCUUCGAAAACCGUGUACUUGAAAUGUGAAAUUAAUCAAUAAUGAAGGGCGCUUAUAGCUGAAGGUCAAGUAGAAAUCCAGCUAUCUCUCAAACAAUACGACUGAUAUCUGUAAGAUAAGGCUAAAUAUGUUCAAAUAAGGAAUAAUAAGCUCAAAUAUCAAUUUGAUUAUUUAUUUGUUGUCAGUGAUUCUGAGAAAUUAGUAGUGGCAGACAACAACCUAAAGAGUCAAGAUGGAGAUGUAUUUUGAGUUUAGCAAACGUUCAACAGUACUGUUCAGACAAUGGGCUUUCAACUCUUAUGGAGGCUUGGCUGGGUCAAUGGUAGGUUUAUUUGCCAUGGCAUUUGGAUUUGAAGCCAUCAGAUUUUACAGAGCUCACCUUCUGAAAGAAGCCUUAAUCAUUAGAAAAAGAAAUGUAGCAAGCGGAUCAGGAGAAUCUGCACAAUUAACCAUAAUGAGCAAAGCUCAUCUAGUCCAAACACUGUUCCAUGGAAUCCAAGCAAUUUUCAGCUACAUGCUUAUGUUAGUCUUCAUGACUUAUAAUGGAGGCCUUUGCAUAGCAGUCGUUUUAGGUUUAGUAUGCGGCUAUUUUGUUUUUGGCUGGAAAGUUCCCAAUGGUAAUAUUCUGACAGAGGAUUGUUGUGCGUAGAAUUAUUAAUUACUCUUGCUGUGAGUUUAGAAAAUUUAAUUUUUACUUGACUGAAAUGAUGUAAAUUGAUUAUUGAAAGUGGUUUAAUUAAUUAAUUAUAUUAAUCUGUUUCUAACAAAUAUCAAACUAAAAUAAAAUGAAUACUAAAAUUACAAUUUCAAAUUCUUUGGCGGGAUAUAAUCAGGAUCCUCAUUGUCCUUAUCAACAUUUCCAUAGGCACUAGGAUCCAUACCCUUUUUACUGAUCAUUGUCACAGUUUUUUCCUGAGAAUUCGGUUUCAUCAUCAUGGUGGCUACGAUUUCGUUUUCGCAAUCCUCUAGUUCCAUCGUGUGAAUUGGAGGUUUCAGUGAGCUGGUACUGGGUAUGUUUCCCGGAAGAGGCUCUAGCGAUUUUUUAGUUAAAACUAUUUGGGUGUAUUUCGGUGGUUGUUGGGUGCUCGAUGUCAGGAGUGGGCGUUUCAAGGAGGUGCUGGUGUUAGUUGCGGUGGAAGUUAUAACGUAAUUGGUCAUGCCUUUUGUAGUGGGUCGGUUUAUCAGGAGGUAUUUGUUGUUUGAUGAUGGAACCAAUUUUGGUAGUGGUUU
Molecule: messenger RNA, 1293 nt
Organism: Ceutorhynchus assimilis (cabbage seed weevil)
Lineage: Eukaryota; Metazoa; Arthropoda; Insecta; Coleoptera; Curculionidae
Source: the annotation of a GenBank genome assembly